GCGGCGUUCGUAACCAUCACGUGAUAUAUUGUUGGCUCCAUCCCAGCCUUGUUUUCGAGCGAGCCACAUGUUGGUUAACAAGUUCCUCAAAUAUAAACUAUUCGCUGCAAUGAGCCUCCUGAAUCUCCCACAAGAGACACUGCUGGAAAUUGUCGAAUAUGUAGGAACAGAUGAUCCCUCGUUUAGCGAAAAAUUCGUGUCUUGUACGAAUUGGCUUUCAGCGCUGUGCUCAACGUGCAAGGCAUUGAACCAUAUUGUGCAGCCGGUACUUCGUGCUAAACUCUGUGUGGGUGGAGAUUCUUGCUCUCCAAACCUUUUUACAGCAGUUAGGAGUUUUCUUGAGAUACCUGAGUUUGCUGCUUUGGUCAAAAAUCUCGAUUUGCCCAUGUGGAAUGAGGAUCAGCUCGACAAGCUUAAACCGCACGGUGUGGCAGCACUGUUCAAUGAAAAAUUCAAACAGUAUGGCAUUACACAUCAACAAUUAAAACUCUUGAAAAUAGUCCCAGACGUGACGGAUCUAGCUGACAUGGAAAUGAAAGGCGAGGGCGAAGAUGCAGGCGAGGGCGAAGAUGCAGGCGAGGGCGAAGAUGCAGGCGAGGGCGAAGAUGCAGGCGAGGACGGAGACGAAGACGACGACGACUAUGGGAGUGAUGACGGCAACGGCGAAGAGUUCGAAGAGGAACUGGCCCGUGCCUUAUGCGAAGGGGCCAAACUAUUGGCUAUUCUGAGCUGUCCCAAUGCCACAAGGAUCAGUAUGGAAAUAAACUCUCCACCUCUCCAAGUCAAACAUCCCAUCACGCUUUCAUGCCUGACAGAGCUAGAAUUUCGUCAUUGGGAUACAGAGUUUAAUGCCAUGAUAAAGGGCAGCUUUCGAUGGAUCUUUGAAUCAGCACCAAACUUGAAAAAGUUGACUGGCAUCAUGGUAGGGAGGAUCAGCCCCAAUAUCACCCACGCGGGCCUGCAGACCAUUGAUCUAUCAAUGUCAGAAUUGGAGCCCCAAGCCUGGCAGUGCAUUGCCCAAAACUUUCCCAGUUUACACAGCCUCCAGUUCGAAGCGGGAGGAGCUUCAGUCCUUCUAGGUGAUGAAACCACUCCUGCCCAGGUAGUCAACCUCUUGGAACCUUGUUACAAAACUUUGAAGAGCCUCUCACUUGAUUGGUCUACUUCUGAUCUCGAACCCGACGACGAUGCUGGACAGUACUACAUCAGCAGCUUUGCAGAUUUUACUGCAUUAGAAACGUUAUGUAUUGGGGGAGACGGACUGGCUGGCAUAGACCGGAUAAAUGGCGAUUUCUAUCGGCGCCUGCUUCCACCUAACAUCCAAAGAGUAUGCCUGCGAUUUGGAGGGAGGCCAAAAUGGAACCUUCAAAGCCUCGCUUCAGUCGCUGCUACAAGCUUCCCGUCGCUCCAUACCGUUACCCUUCAAAGUAGCGAGGAGCAGGACGGAGGUAUAUUGGCUUCUCUGUUUAAGAGAGAGGGAGUUACAUUGACUUAUACCAGCGAGUAUAGCGUCACGGCGUAGUAGUGACGGCCGCCUUGUUAGUUUUAGGUUAUAUUCACUUAGACAGUUAUGUCACAAUAGAUCGGGCAUUGUAAUCAUGUUUAAAGCUGCGGCAGGGCUGGCAAAGCUUGAUUAACGUGGUAACGUUCUGACACCGCCCAGCGUAAUGGAAAACGGUAGGUGGUGGCGCUAUCCAUCCAAUAGCCAUCCGCUGGCCGCAGAAGCGAAUCGCCACCAUGGACGGGAUAGCAGGCUAGCGCAGCGAGGCACCCGUCACAUGAGACCCCAUAGUUUGACAACAAGAUGGUGGUCGCUGUAGGUGAGGUAUCGCACGCAUAGCGGGCUUGAGGCACUACGAAACGCCUGUGGCCGGUGGAAGCCUGGACCAGUGCGUGGCUUUGCCAUAUAAAAAUCGCGGGGGAGGGUGACUCAAUAAAUUCAUGCGUGGCUGCCAUACAUGUCGCUGUUCUAGGUCAUGGUUGGCGACUUAGCGCCCGUCUUUGUGGUGGUUGAGACACAGACAUCGAGAUGGGGGGCGUGGGUUGGUUGCGGUUGUAGGGCUCGUAUUGGCCGGCGGAUGCGCCUGUUGUUUCAGUUGCAUGGCGAUAGGUAUGCCCGUUGCUUGUUAGCUUCCAAUGUCUUGCAUGUCAGGCCACCAAGCUGGGUGGUUUGCUUUUCAACUAACACAUGGCCCGGCGGCAAAUGUCGCAACCGCAACAAUCCUGUCGCCAUGUUCCGCCAUUUGCACCGCCAGCGGCUGCACCGGCCUUAGAAGAAAGUGCACGCAUGACGAAUAAGCCAAGCUAUGGCGCACGUUUAGAGGAGCCCGCUGAGGCGAUCGGUGCUGCAAGGCGUUGUGGAAACUUUGCAUGGUGGCGUAGGCGGUCUGAAUGGCGCGUCCACGGCUGCACGACGUUAACCAACCAACCCCACCUGCCUGCAAACCUCGAAGCUCACGCGCUGGUUUAGCAACGACAUGCAUUGUCAUAGCGCCUUCGGAUCUCCUCAUCAGGCAAACACCAGCCGCUAAAGACCAAAAAAAACCUGCUGGAGAUAGAUGAGAAGCCGAACAAGCGAUAUUGCAAAUCUUAGACCCGGCUGCUGCAAUAACCUUUUGCAGACAGCGUCCCCCC
Molecule: messenger RNA, 2634 nt
Organism: [Torrubiella] hemipterigena
Lineage: Eukaryota; Fungi; Ascomycota; Sordariomycetes; Hypocreales; Clavicipitaceae
Source: the annotation of a GenBank genome assembly